This is a messenger RNA of Pterocles gutturalis (yellow-throated sandgrouse), 966 nucleotides long. It is a transcript of the gene CTBS, whose product is annotated as chitobiase, di-N-acetyl-. The annotation marks the transcript as partial. Gene Ontology annotation, biological process: carbohydrate metabolic process; chitin catabolic process. The record is from RefSeq and is a predicted model, not a curated record. The transcript has 6 exons. Lineage: Eukaryota; Metazoa; Chordata; Aves; Pterocliformes; Pteroclidae. Gene Ontology annotation, cellular component: extracellular region. Gene Ontology annotation, molecular function: chitinase activity; chitin binding.
GUCUUCGUGUUCGAUGUGGGAAAGGAAACCUGGAAAUCCUACGACUGGUCAAAAAUCACAACUGUGGCAGCUUUCGGCAAGUACGAUCCUGAGCUGAUGUGCUAUGCGCACUCCAAAGGCUCCAGGGUAGUCCUGAAAGGUGAUGUACCUCUUAGGGAAAUUGUUGAUCCUGCUAAGAGAGCGGCAUGGAUAUCCCAACAGGUGGACCUUGCAAAAAACCAGUAUAUGGAUGGAAUUAACAUAGAUAUAGAGCAAGAAGUUAACGAAACCUCCCAUGAGUAUUAUGUAUUAACAGCGCUCGUUAAAGAAACUACAGAUGCUUUUCACAGAGAAAUUCCAGGAUCACAGGUAACAUUUGAUGUGGCUUGGUCUCCAGCAUGCAUAGAUAGAAGGUGCUACAACUACACGGGGAUUGCAGAUGCCUGUGACUUCUUAUUUGUCAUGUCAUAUGAUGAACAGAGCCAGAUCUGGUCAGACUGUACUGCAAAAGCCAAUGCUCCUUACCUGCAGACUUUAGUUGGAUAUGAAGAGUACAUUACUCUGGGCAUUGAUCCUAAGAAGCUUGUGAUGGGUGUCCCCUGGUAUGGCUAUGACUAUGUCUGCCAAAACCUAUCUAAGGAUCAUGUGUGUUCCCUUUCCAAAGUACCUUUCCGUGGGGCUCCUUGCAGUGAUGCUGCAGGGCGUCAGGUCCCCUACAGAGCAAUCAUGAAGCAGGUGAACAGUUCUCUUUCAGGGGUGCUGUGGGAUGAGGUACAGAAGUCUCCAUUUUAUGAAUACAAGGAUUCUCUUGGUCACUUCCACCAGGUAUGGUAUGAUGACCCUCGCAGCAUCUCUUUGAAAGCAGCAUAUGUGAAGAAUCGAGGUUUAAGGGGCAUUGGCAUGUGGAAUGGAAAUAGUCUUGACUAUUCCAGGGAAGCUGUAGCACAACAACAAACUGAAGCAAUGUGGCAAGCCCUGACACCAUAA